Messenger RNA from Cyprinus carpio (common carp), 2053 nucleotides. RefSeq names its product coiled-coil domain-containing protein R3HCC1L-like. NCBI's taxonomy places the organism in Eukaryota, Metazoa, Chordata, Actinopteri, Cypriniformes, Cyprinidae. The record is from RefSeq and is a predicted model, not a curated record.
UUAUAAAUAAUUGUAAUGUUUGUUGUGAUUAAUAGCAGUGUAGGAUGUGUAACUGAAAAAGUUAUCACAAGUACUGGCGUUCCGAUCGUGACGUCACGGCGUCCCUACGUCUCCAAACAUCCGGUCAUGGUUUCAACGUUUCGGCGAACUGAAAAAUAUCGAGACAUCUCUAUGGAGACUGAAGCAGCUCAGCCAGAGGAGGGGCCCAAAGCGGCUGCCCCGGCCCAAACAAAAAAGCCCACCAUGGAAAUCCACGUGCCCAAGAAAGGCCAGGCCGAGAAAAUCGAGAAGCCUCAGACAGAUGGUGACAAGAAAUCCAGACCCAGGCCCCGGUACACCGACAAGGCCCGCAAGAACAAGAAGGAUAAAGCCAAAGCGACAGAGACUCCAAACGAAGUAAAGCAGCAGGAGGGAGAUAAAGAGAACCUGAACAUGCACACAGAAAAAGAGGAGGAGUCUAGAGAUGACACGGACUGUGUAUCCAAAACUAUGAACACACCGGAGGACACGGGUGGUGCACUAGAACAUGACGGGGUGCCAGACGAGAAGGAGGAGGAGGAGGAGAACUGGGAUUCUUUGUUUAAUGAUGAUGGUGACUGUCUUGACCCACAUUUAAUGGAGGAGAUGUCUCUUACGGAGGGCGGCAAGAAGCCGUCUGUACGGGAGGCGCGCUCCGACUACUGUAAUUGGACGCCGGAGGAGGAAGAGGAGGUGGAGCUUCGGGACGAUGAGCUGUCACACAUCGUCGAGAUUUACGAAUUCCCGUCCGAGUUCAAGACGGAGGACUUGAUCAGAUCCUUCAGCUCGUUCCAGCAGAAGGGGUUUGACAUCAUGUGGAUUGAUGACACGCACGUCCUCGGCUUGUUCUCCAGUCCCAUCGCAGCUCGUGAUGCUCUGAGGAUGAAGAACCCCAUGAUGAAGGUCAGGCCUCUCUCCAAAUCAUCAAACGCCACUAAAGCCAAAGCGCGCAGCUGCUCCGAUUAUCUGCUGCCGGCUAAAGAGCGUCCUCAGACGAGCGCGGCUCUGGCACGCCGCCUGGUGAUCGGGGCUCUGGGUGUGAAGAGUAACCAGACCAAAGAAGAGCGAGAGGCCGAGAGGAACAAACUACGGCAGGCAAAAGAACAAAAGCGUUUGGCUGCUAAGCAGCGUGAAGACGCCUGGGAGGGCAAAUGAAGACGUGUUUGUGUUUAUGUGAAUUAUGGAGCAUUUUGAUUUGAUCAUCAGUUCAGGUCUGAAGGGGUUCAUCUGUGGGUUCGGAUCUCACAUCCCCCUCCUGCAGGACUACUGCCAAACCAGCACAGACUGAACCAAAGCCACAAGAACAGGGAAACGGGUUCAUCGAAUCAAAGUGUGAGGGUCACACAAACUCCAACAGGGACGUUUUGUAAUUUUAUAUCUCUCCUCUUGAGAUUGGUUUUGAAUUGUGAGCUUUGCCCUGUAAAUGUUCAUGAUUGUUUUUAGUUUUAGAAAGGCCAUUUUAAUGUAUUUUUGUUAAAGAAGGUUUUUCUUUUUCUUUCUUUUUUGGUGACUUAAACAAACCAGAUCACGUCAGUGUGAUUUCACUUUCCUUAUUUUGGUUUUCAUUUUUUACUUCAGUAAAGAGAAAAGUCGACACGGAGAGCUGAUGAUGUCUUUCAUGCCAUUUUAAAUUUCUUUUAUUUUUUAUGAGUGAAUCUCAGAAUCUGUCAACUCAAAAUAAAAAUGAAAUGGGAAUGUUUUUUUUAUUAGGUCAAGCAUCAUGGUAGUACUUGUAAACUGCAGAUUUUUCAAUGACAAGUUUAAUUACAGUGACAAUUUUGUAGAUUGUAACUGAGACUAAAGUGCAUUGUGAGUAUUCUAUUUAAUUCCAGUCAACUCAUUUGCAAAUCAUCAGCACAUUCUAACAGAACUUUUUUCCUUUUUUUGUUUAUGUUCUUUCAUUAUUACUGCAAAUAUUGUGCUGUUAGCGUUUAUCUCCAAAAGAUUUCGGACAGACACACUGAAGAGUCUGUAGUUCUCUGAUGUUGUUGCACUUGAUUUCCCAGCUGUGAUUGAAUAAAAAUGUUCAACUCUU